AUGACCAGCAUAAAUAGAGAACACCCUAGUGUUGGCUUAGCAUCUUCUAUGGCUGCAGUCAUUUUCAAUGGAAGACCAUUGACCCCUGAUGUGGUGAUUGAUGAAACAUGGUUUUCAGAUCCUCUUGUUUGUGAGAAUUUGAACGAAUGGUAUUUUCUUUCAAAAACUUUAGCUGUGGGGGCUGCUUGGAAAUUUGCUAUAGGAAAUGGGAUUGACUUGGUUACCAUAAAUCCAUCAUAUGUGAUUGGUCCACUCUUACAACCAAGUCUUAAUCUCACUGUGGAGAUGAUUCUGAAUCUCAAAGAUGAUAUUGAAGAUGUAAACAGUUCAAUUUAUACAUCUAGUGAUGUUAGAGAUGUUGCCUCAGCUCAUGUUCAAGCAUUUGAGGUUCCUUCAGCUAAUGGAAGAUAUUGUUUAGUUGGACAUGUUACACCCAUGGCCAAGGUUCUGAAGAUUUUACAUGAUCUUCAUCCCUCUCUUUGCCCACCUGAAAAAUAUGAGGAGGCCAAUCCUUCUGAACCCACAUUUCAAGUAUCACAGGAAAAAGCAAAAAGUUUGGGAGUAAAUUUCCUUCCACUGGAAAUAAGUCUUAGGGACACUAUUGAAAGCCUCAAGGAGAAGGGCUUCCUCAAGAAUGGUCAGGAGUUGCUUUCAGCUCUUGAUAGCUCAAUUGAAGAAACCCUUAAAUGGUAUGUUCUUUCAAAAACUUUAGCUGAGGAAGCAGCUUGGAAAUUUGCUGAAGGAAAUGGGAUUGACUUGGUUACCAUAAAUCCAUCCUAUGUGAUUGGUCCACUCUUACAACCAAGCCUUAACAUCACCGUGGAGAUGAUUCUCAACUUCAAUCUUUGCUUGAUAUUGAAGAUGUAA
Molecule: messenger RNA, 867 nt
Organism: Prunus mume (Japanese apricot)
Lineage: Eukaryota; Viridiplantae; Streptophyta; Magnoliopsida; Rosales; Rosaceae
Source: RefSeq, a predicted model, not a curated record